Molecule: messenger RNA, 3884 nt
Organism: Ictalurus furcatus (blue catfish)
Lineage: Eukaryota; Metazoa; Chordata; Actinopteri; Siluriformes; Ictaluridae
Gene: fhdc4
Product: FH2 domain containing 4
Exons: 12
Coding region: 292-2547 (751 amino acids)
Source: RefSeq, a predicted model, not a curated record
CACACUUCUUCAUUUUCGCCCGGCCACGUGAGUGCAAAAGAGGGUGGACCUGGGGCGUGACAAGUUCAGGUGAGGGCAUUGCAACACACACACCUCAGACAAACUGAGGGGAAGCACACUUCAGCUCCUCUCACAUGAAUGUCUGCUUUUCACAUUUUGGAGGAAAUACCAUUAGGAUUAAAUCCUGAUAUUCUGCUUAAACUCCACAAGUUUAAACUGCAUACGAGACAGCUAUUUGAUCCUUUCAAAGGAAAUGGAUCUCCAUCUAUAGCAUCCAUAGUGCCAUAAGCCAUGGCUGAACCACCACCACCUCCACCACCACCUCCUCCUCCUCCUCCUCUUCCUCCUCCACCACCCCCAGCACCACCAUCCGACGGGAAGCCGAUCUCCCGUGGAUCCAGAGCAGGUUCCAAGAUGAGGAACUUCAACUGGGAGGCCAUACCUCAGCACACGGUGCUGGGCAAACACAACAUUUGGACAGCAGAGAAGGAGAAGGAGUACGAGCUUGACACGCAACACAUGGAGGAACUGUUCAGCCACAAAGACCAGCGUGAUGGUCAGGUUCAAGCAUCCAAACGAAGAAGUGUAAGAGGCACGCCGAGCAACACCCACGGAUCUGAACUGGUGUCCAUUCUUGGCUCCAAGAAGAACAUGAACGUCAGCAUUUUUCUCAAGCAGUUAAAACGGUCAGUAAAGGAACUCAUUGAGGACAUCCACAGUGGAAAGAGUGGAAGAUUUGGUCCUGGGAAGCUGCAGGAGCUUUUAAAACUACUGCCUGAGACUGGAGAGGUGAAGCAUCUUCUAGCUUUUAAAGGAGACUGUUCAGCACUUUCUGAGGCUGAUCAGUUCAUGGUUCAACUUGUAAAGCUUCCCUGCUAUGAGGAACGCCUGAAAUGUUUAGUUCUCAAAGAGGAAUUUCCCCCUUUUAUGGAUGAGGUGAAUCAUUCCAUUACCACCAUGACCGCUGCUGGGAAAGAGCUGUUGGAUUGUGUUGACCUUCAUUCCGUCAUCCGCCUGGUCCUGAAGACUGGGAACUACAUGAAUGCUGGGGGCUACGCUGGCAGCGCUGUAGGCUUCCGCAUGGCCUCUCUGCUGAAACUUGCUGACACGAAGGCCAACAAACCAGGAAUGAAUCUCAUGCACUACGUUGUGAUGCAAGCUCAGAAGAGCGACGCUGCUCUGCUGAAUUUUCCGGAAAAACUUGCGCACAUUGGAGAUGCCUCAAGAAUCCACAAACAGGAAACUGAAUCGGAAUUCCAAAGAAAAGUGAGCGAAGUCCAGGAGGCGAAGAAGGGCGCUGAUAAACAAGCUGACCUGGCCAUACAGAUGAAAGACUUUUUUGGGCAUGCUGAAUCCAGGAUCACUGAAACGCAGGCCUCCUUCCAGUCGCUGAACAAAGUUACUGAGUCUGUGGCUGAGUAUUUUUGUGAAGAACCGAGUGAGUUUAAACUGGACGAGUGCUGCUCCAUCUUCAAUUCCUUCUGUGAAAGAUUCACCCGAGCCCUUCAGGAGAACGUGGCGCGUGAGAUGGCCGAGGUUAAACGCAAACAGAAGGAGCGACUGGAAUCUGCUGCCAAACGCCGUUCCACAGCCACCUGCUCUUUGCGGGAUAAAGACGUGGAAGGUGUAGCACUGGAGUCAGUUCUCCAACGGUUCCUGAAUACACCCGAGUCUGGUCGGCGAGCAAGAACCCUCUCACCAAGCCGUACCAUCCUUGCUGAGAAGUCGUUACAAAAGAACUGGCCCAACAGAGACUCCAAAAAACAGAGCUGGUCUGUGAGCAUGUCCCAGUCUUCCCUCGGUAAGAAGAACUCGGAUGAUAAAAAGCCAGAGAAGAAAGGUCUGCUGGGGAGAAAAUCUGGUAAGCGUGCAUCGCUGGUAAGUGAGGAUGAGGAUGAGGACGUUAUGACUGAGAAAGAGGUGCAGAAAUUGAGGGAAGUGUCCCAAAGGGUGCUGCACUACCAGUCUAGCCGUGGGAGCGUGUCUUCUGGGGAAUGGUUGUCCCCAAUUACUUCUCCACUUCGACGCAUGUUUCAGGAGGAUGGAGAAAACCUGAUGUCUGUUACAAAUGGCGAGGAUGCAACCGAACCCGUAAAAAUGCAACCCCUUUUGAUUCCAAAAAGCCCUGGUGGCAUCAAUCGUCGACACACAAUCGCUAUUCCUACGGCAGAUUUGAGCAGAACUGACACUGAAGAGGAUCGGUUUGUUCCCGGUGAGCCAGAGAACGAAAGCCCUAGAAAUCAAAUUCUGUCUCUUGGGAAUAUUGGUAAGAUGAAAUCAGUGGACAGCUUCCUACCAUCUAUAAUUGAUGGAGUAGGCAAUAAAGUGCCAUCCAGCACUCCGACAGGCAAAUCGGAGAACGUCGGCAUAGCAGAAGUACAGCAAGAAACCGACGAGAGCUUAUCCAGUUCUCCGCAAAAUUCUCCAGUCAAUGGACAGAACAAGCACACCAAGACGACCUCUCGAUUAUUGUCCUUUUUUAAACGCUUGGGUGAAAAGAGCAAAACGAACAACAGGGAAUCCGAGUCCAGUAACGUGGACUCCUAACAGACAUUUAACAGACACUGGGUCAGGUGGUUUAUAGACCUGUUUUUUUUUUUUGUUUGUUUGGUUUUUUUAUUUCAAAUCUGGACGUGGUCUAGAAACCAAUCUCUGUUACGCCUUACAAUUGGUCAGAGCUUUGCUUCAAGUUUGCAGCGUGUGCGAACGCUUCAGUUCAAAGUUCAAGGUGUCAAGAAACAUGGUAGAGCUGUUCACGGUUACUGGAAUGACAUCUAUGGUGCGAGUUUUCGCUUGGCUAAACAUCAUCUUAGCAGGAAAUGUGCAUCGUUUGCAGGUGCUCCUAAAUAAUGACACGCCACCUGGAGAUAACCGCUGUUCAGCGUGGUUUGAUGUUUGUUAAUGGGACCAGAGUACAAUUAUUGAAAACAAUUGAGCGCUGUACGUCAAAAGUAUGUACGUAGCAGAAAUGACGUAUCAGUUUGCUCAAAUAAAUCGACCCAAAUCACAACCCUUAAACUCUUCAACCACAAACAAGCCCAGAAUGGUUUCUAGCCUGUAUGAAUGUUAAAACACAUGUAGAGCUGCAACAGCUAAUCGAUAAUAAUCGACGAUGAAAAUCGCAUUAUCAGUUCAUGGUUCAAGGAAUCGCAUUUUCGAUUAGUCGGUCUGUUCGCGGCGCGGGACACAUUUACUCAUUCCGCUACUUCUGUUCCGAAAAAACACGCAUCGGAGAGUAAAUACUAAAGUUGUGUCCCAAACGACGUACUGUGCACUUACACUAUGCAUUAUAUACUCUACCGUCGAGUGUAUGAAUUUUAGAAGGGUAAUAUCGUCUCAAAUGGAACAUGGGAAAAAUGGAGCAUUUUUUUUACUACCCGGAAGUAUAAGCCGCUUCCUAGUCGAUGGCACAUGAAGUCAUACACACGUAAUGUGACCCCGUUAGCUUGAGCAGAUACCCAGAGUCAAGGCCGAUGAAUUUCUUCAGUUUACGUCAACGUUACCGUUUAUGCCCAGCAUGAUCUCAGUCACCAUCAGACGGCGGCGUAUGGCAGGGAGCAUUUUAUAUUAAACGCCACGGAGAAGACUGUAACCUGUAAACUUUACAAAGUGGAGCUUGUGUAGCACGGAAGCACGACAGUGAUGCACGAGCACAAACAUCUUUCUAUCCAAAAUGCUCCACUGUACAAGGGCUUGGGGAAACUGGUGCGAGUUGCUUAAAAGAUUUAGUUUACUUCCAGUUUAUUGUCAUUAUUUGCUGUAUUUGCGUGCUUGCAGUGUAAAUUAAAACGGUAUGAUCGAAGUAAACACAAGCAAAAUGAUAUGCCUAAACCACAAGGUGCAAUGAAAGUAAGAUUUUAUUAUUAAUUUAGGACUGUAGUUUA